This is a messenger RNA of Diuraphis noxia (Russian wheat aphid), 3268 nucleotides long. RefSeq lists its product as uncharacterized. Lineage: Eukaryota; Metazoa; Arthropoda; Insecta; Hemiptera; Aphididae. The record is from RefSeq and is a predicted model, not a curated record.
AUUUUCCAACACGACUUCAUUCGUCAAUCUAGUACAGUCGCUCAUGCAAAAUCGUCGUUGUAUCCAAAAAUAAUAUCAUACAAUGGAAAUCAUCAUGGCAAAUUUAAAUAUCAUGGUAAUUCUGUGCUUCAUUCAAUUUGUGUUUAGCGAAGACCGAAUAUCCGUGGACACAGUAGGUACUAUAACAGCCACUGCGGGUUACUCUAUAUCAGAUAGUCAAUCUCCAACUAUUAAAAGCUUGACUUCGAGUAUAGAAUUUUCUGGUGAUCACGAUUCUUCCAAAGACGCGUCUUCAUCAAGUGAAUCUUAUACGUCAUUGACGCCUGCCCUCCGAAGUUCUCAAAGUUUGUCGUCACGAUCCAGACAAGCUAGAGGGAAAUCUCAGAGCCAGACGUGGAGCAGUGAAGAAAAAGACAUUGGUAUCCCAUCUUUUUCAUUGACCGAUCACCGAGUGAAUGAACAAUUAUAUAGUGUUAAACCACAAACGUUUGACAAUMAAUCGCCACAAUUAUCCGACAUUAAAAGUAAUGAAAGUGUAGAGAAGUCUGCUGCAGUAUCAUCUAUUACAUAUGGAAAAAAGAUGCACAAAAACGACGGUCACGACGAUCGACCCGUUUUCAACGAUUGGUCAGAAGAAGUACACAUGUCAUUCGAUAACAAUAAACCAAUUAGAUCACGUCGGAAGAAUAAACACCAGCUAGACAGUGAACAGGAAAAAAGAAAAACGCAGAUCAAAAAAUUAACGGGAGACAGUAGUGUCAAUAAGGAUGGUUGGCAAGAAUUAAGUCCCAAUAUGGAGAUGGCCACUGGCAUUAUUACAUCAGUUCAAGAGCACGAUUCUUCACAAGAAUCAUCUGGUAGUUCAGAAAUGUUUAAGGCUCAUCAUCAGCCAGACCUAUACAACGCAGACGGCAUUUCCAGCCUGGAAGAAGUGACGCAACAGGCUGAACCACAGAACUUCAACCACAAACAGGUUUUGUCCAAAAUGAACCAUUUCGACUUCAGCAACGCCGUGUCGCAGGUCAACAAGUCACCGCCRCCCAGGGAAAAGCGGUUGAACUACUUGCAGCCGAGUGGAAUAGGUCUCCCGGCGUCCAGGUAUCCGUUUAGCGGAGGCGGGCCAUUGCAACAGUCGCAGGUGCAGGCUGUCGGGCCCUCUGCGCAGCCACACUCCGCUGCAGCUGCGAUCGCAGCAGCCGCUGUUAAGUCCGUGAAAAUCGAACAACCAUCGGCGACUCCCAACUACCACAGCAUCGUGGUGCCCAUACCGAUCUCGCACCAGAUGUACGCGGCCAUCGGUGGUGACCCGUCGUCCCCUGUGCACGGCCACCAGCUGGCCAGCAGCACAGUACAACAGGCGAUGAUGUCGUUGCCGGUCGUGCACAACGUGUUCUUCAAGACAGACGAGAACGGCGGUGGCAARACCAUGCCGGCCAUCGUGAUACCACUGAAACCGGAAUACCUGCAUCAAUUGCAGCAACAGCACUACGCACACGCGCAACAGCAACAGUUGGCAGUUGACGACUCGCUGAACGCUGCCGGACACCAACUGCCGGUGCACCAAGGGGCCGCCAAAGCGUUGCAGUUCCAACAACUCCAUCAGCAGCAGAUUCAGCAUCAGCAGCAACAGCCAUCGGCAUCCCCGUCGUCAACGUCACCGUCGUCGUUGACGCCUUCAUCUUACGCGCCAAAGCCGAAAACGACAAAAGUCAAAAAACCGUUCGGUUUGAUGAAGGACAACGACGUGCAACACCGCGUCAAGCAGCCGUUUGGCCUGCAACACCAAUUCUACAACAACCCAUUUGCGGGUGGAGCGGGAGGCGCCGGCCACGUUCAGCUGCACCACGCCGGCCAUCAGCAGCAACACGGCAGURGUGGCCACCAACAUUCGCAACUCGACGCAACCGAUGAUUCGCGAUACACGCAGACCGCCACCGURCCCGCACCGGUACCUAUUCACGCGUAUUCGGGCACUGGCCAUCCGAUCGUCGUCAAGCGACCGCACGCUUACGGUUACGUGUCACCCGCAUCCCAGGCGUCAACCAAGUACGCGCAGGCUGUAAAUAAAUCACCACCACUAAACCAUCACAGCCACAACAACCAUCACCAUCACCACAACAACCUUCACCACCAUCAUCAGCCGCAGCAGCAGCAACAGCAGCAGCCGUCCACCGAGGAGUUGGCCGCGGCCAUUGCACAACAGCAGCUGAUACAGCAGCAGCAGCAGCAGCAGCAGCAGCAGUUCAAAGCGACCACGUACCAUCCGGGUUACGCGUACCUCAACGGCCCGGACGACGAUUACCCGUACAAGCCCAUUUACAAGGACAUGAACAAGCGYAAUGACGUGCUGGUCGUCCGAACCACUGACGGUCACGAGUGACGGAUGAUCUAGGUACCGAGAUCUUGAAUUUUACACCGAACCUAUUACUUAAACAUUAUUCUAUUUUAUUAUAAUAUUAUCAUUAUACACGUAUAUKUGAACAGACACGUAGGCACCUAAUAGGUGGGAGGGGGUUCAGGAGGGUAACCCGUGGCAUCUCUUUUUUAAAUUUUUUUAGCAUUUAUUUUCGUUCACAAGAUACAACAUACAACACUCGGAGUUACACAAUUUAAACCAAUAAGUWAAACUAUUCAAAGGAUAUCAGCCUAAGUCCAUUAUUUAUUGUCUCUCUCAAACCCACUCGCUACAUUGGUGAAAAACGCUUUCGCCUAAAAAUAAAAAUCACCCAUCACCAAAAAUUAUAGAGGAUAAUAUUUUUGAAGGACAUGACAUAUCAGUUUUAUAUUUUAUUAUUAUUUGACCUUGUAACUAUUCGAUUUUCAAAGUAAAAAAAAAAAAUGUUUAUUUUUAUACAAUGUUUAAAUAAAUCGAUAUGUCAUACCCCCGAAAAUAUCACUCUCUAUCGUUUUUGUAAUAGGUAACUUAUUUUACUCUAAGUUUUCUCAAACRCAUAAAAAAAAAAGAUUCUGCAUAAAUACUCGUACGUUUUUUUUCAAUGUUGCGCAUAGGCCGGAGAGAAAAAACAAACAUUGAACUGACUUCCUCUUAAUUACAGAAAUAACCCUCCCACAUAAUUUUUUUCUCGUAUCGUGCCCGUAACGUAUAUAUACACCUAUGUUAUACUAUUAUAUAUUAUGUAUACCUAUGUCCUGUAUAAAGACUAAAAUGUAAAGAUAAGUUAAUAACGUGUUUUGUUGUGAUUGUUAUUAAUUCUAUGCGAUAAAUUAUUAUUUAUAAGKAUCUUUAUAUUAUAUUAUGCAAAAAAUA